Spizellomyces punctatus DAOM BR117 is the source of this 2568-nucleotide messenger RNA. RefSeq lists its product as uncharacterized. The record is from RefSeq and is a predicted model, not a curated record. Bases 129 to 2504 code for a protein of 791 amino acids. Lineage: Eukaryota; Fungi; Chytridiomycota; Chytridiomycetes; Spizellomycetales; Spizellomycetaceae. The transcript is spliced from 12 exons.
GGAAUGAACGGUACCAACGACAACAGCUGCCACAGAAAAACCACAUAAAAAGCCCUUACAAUCCAGUAUCCCAUUGAAUACGGUUUUCGUGCGAAGCCUUCAUAUACGGACGGACACGACAGUAAAUCAUGUGGAAGGCUCUACUCCUCCUCGCCUAUCUGGCCCUCAGUUGCCAAACGGUAGCGGCUGGUUCGUGGGGUACUACCACCUCGAAACCGGCUACGACGAGGUUCGUGCGCAGUGGUACCAAGAAUUUAGUGGCAAUCACUUACCUGGUGGCUGUAAAUGCUGUGUUUGCUGCCGUGUCUACUCCAUCCUGUGCACCAUCCUGUACUUGGUCGGGCCAUUGUUGGAAUGAUGUAUGCACCACUUGGGAUGAUUGCGAUGGGGAUAUGAUUUGUAUAAAUGGACGAUGCGGUACAAAUAAUUGCCCACCGUCAAUCAGCACCGCUGCCCCGGUACCUACUGGUUCUCCCGGGUCAUUUGGCUCGAACACCACGACAACUGUGCAACGGGUGCUCAUCUUGACUACCACUACCGCGGACGUUGAAGCCCCAAAGACCACAUUGAACUCUUAUGGAAUUCCCUAUACAAUCUUGCCCAUUCCCCAGGCUGGAUACCCCGGAUUGCUCCCUCUAGAGGAUGCCCAGGGCAAUGCGCUAUUCUCUUUGCUGAUUAUUCAGCCAGGUCAAGUGCAAUACGACUAUUCCGGAGUAUGGAGGUCCGCCUUGACAGAUGCGCAAUGGACGCAAAUCAAAAGUUUUGAGAUUAAACACCGAGUGCGCCGGAUCACUCUGGAUGACUCCCCAGUCCCAGAGCAUGGUGUAGUCAUAGCCAAUCCCACGGUCUUCGGAUGCUGUAACGCCGGAGUGACCCAAAACUUAAAAAUCAAACUGAAUCCAGAAUUGGUGAAAUCCGGUGUCGUGGACGGAGCAUCAGUGGCGACCACUGGUCUCUUUCACUACCCUGUGACUGUGACAAAUACCGCUACAACGACGGCAUUUGCACUGCUCGACCCCAGCUCUGACCAAAGUUUCCCUACACAAACUGCUGUUGGCGUGAUCAUAAAUUACCCCGAUGGACGGCAGCAAAUGGCUUUCUACAUGGCAUUUGGAUGGUGGUCCACGACAUCAAUGUGGCUUGGUCACAUAUAUGUAUCUUGGGGAAGUCGCCAACUAUAUCAAGGAUUUCGGCGUAUUUACUUGUCCUUGCAGGUGGACGAUCUCUUCCUUUCUACCCAAGUUUCUACCACCCUCGACUAUCGCUUGACUACAGCUGACGUUAGUGGAGUUAUUGCAUGGCAAAACAACAUUAACACCCGGCUCCCUGCUGGUUCAAAGUUGAAGCUUCUUCUCGGGUACAAUGGCAAUGGUGUGGUGGCACUGGUUGCCCCGAAUCUGGACCCAGAUCUCCCAGAGUCAGAACCGAACUAUGCAUUGAUUAAACCACUUGGCACGGGUACCAACCGUUGGCCUGCAAACGCAGCAACUUUCAAAACUUUCACGGAUGCAAUGAUGCGAAAAGAUGCUCUAUACACCAACAUGCUCAAGACUACCAGUAUCAGAGAUGCUUUCUUCUGGUGUAGUCACACUUACACUCACGAGGGCCUUGAUGAUGCAACUCGUUACGAUGUUGAUAACGAACUCUCGUUCAACAUCCAGUUUGCAAAACUCUCUGGCCUUUACACUGCAGCCGUUCACUCCAGCAAGUCAAUGAUCACUCCCAUGAUCACCGGUUUGCACAACGGCGACGCCCUAGCAUCCCUUGUUGCCAACGGUAUUACGUCUGUGGUCGGAGAUACCACUCGCACAGAUUGCACAAAUCAGACCUACCCGUACCACCCAUGGAUUAGUACAACGGCUAGCUCAAACUAUAACGGCUACACAGUCAUCCCACGCCAGGCCACUGUGAUCUACUUCAACUGCAGCACUCCGGCGCAAGACAUUGUCUUGUACAAUAACAUGUACCAGGCGGUUCAAGGUGUAAAAGACUGGAACUAUCUGCUAUAUGACUAUGAGACGGAGCGCGUGGUUGCUCUGCUCAUGCAGCUCAGGCAUGAUGGAUACAUGUUUCACCAGGCAAAUCUGCGGAACGCAGAUCUCCCCGCCGUCACUAUGAAAUAUGGUGGACAAACCGGCAAGUUCGGCUUGCUGCAACAAUGGACUGAAAGCGUCAUUGGUCGCUUCAUGCAGCUUGUGAGAUGGCCGAUCAUCUCACCCCACAUGGAUGAUCACACAACUGCCUUCUUGGACCGUGUAAAACGCGAUGCUUGCAACGCUGCAGUUACUUUAACCAAGAAUGCGACCCACUUACUUGGCUUUUCCGUCCGAGCUGCUGGAUCUUGCACGGUGCCAGUGAGCGUCCCGGGACCAGUAGCAAAAGAUUCCAGCAAUGCAGACUGUAAGUUUGAGCAGCUGGGUAUUGAUCCGCUCACAGUCUGGGUUCCAGUAGCUGCCAAUGCUGCGGCACGGACAUUUGCGUUUGCUCCCGCUGUCAAAAUGUAGCUGCCUCAGACCUAGAGCUGACAUCUUAAAUAUAAGACAUUGAGUUGCUGAGAGUACAUUGCCC